Messenger RNA from Prunus persica (peach), 1763 nucleotides. Its product is annotated as U-box domain-containing protein 7. The transcript has 2 exons. The coding region runs from base 278 to 1300 and encodes 340 amino acids. NCBI's taxonomy places the organism in Eukaryota, Viridiplantae, Streptophyta, Magnoliopsida, Rosales, Rosaceae. Gene Ontology annotation, molecular function: protein binding. The record is from RefSeq and is a predicted model, not a curated record. Gene Ontology annotation, cellular component: nucleus; cytoplasm.
AUUGUAUUUCCAAAUCAGAAACACUAAGAAAGAAGGGAAGGCUGACCAAAAAGAAUAGUAAGUUGCUUCUAACUGAAACAAUGGAUUCGGAUACCCACAAAAGCCAAUUGAUAAUAUCACGUCUUCAAGCAACCAAUCCCUAUAUUGCCAUUAUUAUUAUUAUUAUUAUCACUAUUGUAGAGGGAGAGGCUAGCUAAAGGCUAAGAGCCUCACCUAACAAAAGGAAAACUCUUGCAGACUGGAAAGAGAGAGUCUGAGACACAGAAACUGAGAGAUCAUGGAGGAGGAACUGGUGCUGCAAAACCUAUUCAAUGGCGAUCGAGAAACGCAGAUUGAGGCCGCCACUGAACUCGGUAAAUUGAAUAGCAAGCAAAGGCACAAGUUGGCUGAGAGAGGUGUCAUGGUUCCAUUGAUAUCAAUGCUUCAUUCGCCAGAUGUUGAAACCAUUAAAGCUGCUCUGUUUUCUCUGCUUAGUCUUGCCUUUGGCAGUGAAAGGAACAAGAGCAUGAUUGUGAAAUCUGGGGCUUUACCGGUGUUGCUGAAUCUCCUUCGAUGCGAAAGCGAGGCACUGAUUGAGCUCACAAUAGCAGCUUUGUUGAUUCUCUCAUCUUGCAAGACAAACAAGUCAGCAAUUGCCAAAUCUGGAGCCAUCCAACUCAUGGUUGAAAUUCUCAACAUGAACAACGUGAUUAUUAGUAUGCAAGCCAGACUUGAUGCCAUAGCCGCACUCCACAACCUCUCAACCUGCCAUCAGAUUGUACCUUCUUUGGUCUCUUGUGGCGUAAUAUUUUCCUUGCUGCAAAUAAUCCAGUACAGCUUGGAAAAACCAGGCCAGCUGGUUGACAAGGCAAUUGCACUGCUUGACGACAUCAUUUUUUCAUCGAAGAACGCACUCAAGGAAGCUGCUGCUACGCAUGGCGCGAUUAGGGCACUGGUUGAGAUAAUUGAAGAGGGGUCAAUGGAGCGCAAGGAGCAUGCAGUGAGAAUACUCCUACUUAUAUGCCAGAGCUGCAGAGAAAUAUACAGAGGAUUGAUACUCAAGGAAGGAGCAAUGCCUGGACUGCUUCAGCUGAGCGUGGACGGAACAUGGAGGGCUAAAACUAUGGCACGGGAGUUGCUGUUUCUAUUGAGAGACUGGUCAGGCUCAGGUUAUGGUUCGAGCAACCAGCAGUCGAGGAAUAGGGUUAUAGAACAGAUUAUGCAAGAAAUUGAUGCAGAAGAAGAGAGAGUUGUGGGGACAAGUACAACAGCGUUAAGGCUGGUGGAGGAGAUGCUUGCAAAGCUCAGUGGUAUACCAUGAUCUCGACCAACUAUUUAUGAUUAUCAAAUUAUACGAGUUUUGGUCCUGUAGGCUGUAGGUAGACUUACUCAUUGCAUCAUUGUGAAAAUGGUGCCCUCUCUUCGUAAAUAGAAUUGGCUUUCGGAACCUCUUAUGACAAUUUAAUAUGUGAUUGGAUCUUUAACUCUGACCUUUUCUACAGCUUAAGAUGUUAAGAACAUAGUCGUUCAUCUCGUUUAUUGAAUAAACGACAAGGGCAACAAUGCCGUUCUCUGUUUCUCUCAAACUUCAUAAACGUCAAGGUUUAGAUUUCUUUCCAGUGGAGAUUUAAUAUUAAUUUUAGCAUUAAAUAAAAAAAGAUUCGGGAGGAAGGUCAGAACUGCUGCAAACUGCAAAGUAUCCCAUUCUUCCCAAUUGAAAAAAGGUCACAUAAAUAUAUACCCAAAAUAAAGAAAAAAGAAAACAGGGAAUGUGACGAAGGAAA